CUCAGCCUCGGACCUUGAGUAGCAUGAAACGGCUGGUGACGCAACACAUCAGUUCAGUUUACAUCAAGUAGUUGUCGAGGCUAGACGUGCGUUAAAAGUAAUAAUAAUGUCGAAGCCAGAAGAAGCCGCGCCGGCUGAACAGACCCUAUGGGACGAAGUCACCAGCCCAAUCAAUCUGAUCUUGAUUCUUGUGAUUGUGUACCUUGUGUAUAAGAUUGUGAAGUCCAAGUUCGAGGGUGAUGUUGAAGUGCCCCCCCCUCCGCCGGCCCUUCCGAAGAUCCGGAAAGAUUUGACUGUGGCCGAGCUCGGGAAGUUUGAUGGCACGCAGCCGGACGGGCGAGUGUUGCUUGCAGUAAACGGAACGAUAUUCGAUGUCACCCGAGGGAAGAGGUUUUAUGGUCCAGGAGGCCCAUACUCAGCGUUCGCCGGUAAAGACGCGACCAGGGGUCUAGCCACUGGGCAAGUAGCUGCGUCCGACAAGGAGUUUGAUGACGUCAGUGACCUCACAGCUGAUGAACUUGCCUCGGCCAAGGAAUGGGAGGAACAAUUUAGAGAGAAGUACGACAUUGUGGGGAACCUCCUGAAACCGGGAGAAACAGCCAAGUCGUACAGCGACGACGAGAGCGAAACCAAGAAAAGUCUGUAAUUAGUUAAUAAUUAUAUUUUAUAGAAUAAGGAUUUAUACAAUAAAAAUAACGACUGUUACAAUACAAUUUUUAAGAUUA
Messenger RNA from Plutella xylostella (diamondback moth), 725 nucleotides. Its product is annotated as membrane-associated progesterone receptor component 1. The record is from RefSeq and is a predicted model, not a curated record. Gene Ontology annotation, cellular component: membrane; endomembrane system; endoplasmic reticulum. Lineage: Eukaryota; Metazoa; Arthropoda; Insecta; Lepidoptera; Plutellidae.